Molecule: messenger RNA, 1305 nt
Organism: Caenorhabditis remanei
Lineage: Eukaryota; Metazoa; Nematoda; Chromadorea; Rhabditida; Rhabditidae
Exons: 7
Coding region: 1-1305 (434 amino acids)
Source: RefSeq, a predicted model, not a curated record
AUGGAUGAUAUAGCUGUUCCAAUCGCUUCUACUUCAGGCGGUGCUGACGAUUCAGUCAUUGCCUUCCAGUAUCCAUGGGCAUUGAAAGUAUGCCAAAGACCAAUCGAAGAUGAAUCUAUUCUUCUAAAUGUGUCACGGCCGUUUUCAACUUCAUACAAACAUGUGCAAUUCACAUGGGCUCUUCGACUCACUGAUGAAUACGUUCUAUCCAAUAACGCCGCCGUCGACUCGAAUCGCCACGUGCUUCUGCAUCUCUACUACAAAGAGGGACCAUGUCCCGAGGUGGCAGUGGAAGAAGUCCGAGCGCAGAUUCUUGAUCCAGCAACUAACGAGACUCUAUUUGCUGGACUUGCUCUAACACCAACCGAAUUUUCACGGGGAAGCGGAUGGCCGAUCCACGUGGAACGGGAGAGAAGAGCUGAAUUCACUGACUUCUUGCACAAAAGUGUUGCAUCGAAUCUAUUGAUUGUUGUCGAGAUUCGAAUGAAGGAGUCAUUAUUCGAACCACUCAAUUAUCUUCCUGAUGUUGAGACAGCAUUCCGAAGUCAGAGAAUCGAGAAAUCCGUUCACAAAUUCGUCGAUGACGUCAUGAAUGGAAAGAUUCGGAUUCCUGAUUUGGAGCACGUCGACGAGAAGCAAGCCGACAAAUUCUCCGUUCACCGACUGAUUUUCAUUUUUGGAGUUGACACAGUUUCACGGGAAAUUUCUGAAAACGAUCAACACAGUGAAAUCUGUGAACAACUCGUGAGAAAUACGUUUGCUCACAUCUAUUUCGAACGAGUUCUUUCUCGCGAAAUCAAAUAUUUCGAUGACUUUAUUUCUCUCGUCGAAGGACUCACUUUUGCUCAUCUUCCAGCACUCCGCAAAGAAGUUGAACGAUUCAUUUGUUCUGAAGUCAUUCAGAUUCAGGCUGACAUGGAUCCAUCAUUUGCCAAGAAACUUCUUCUUGUCUCAGAAAAAUACAAUUUGGAGGUGUUGAAAAUGGUUAUCAACGGAUUCCUUGUUGAUCAGAUAAUUGCAAAUUCGAAUCCACCGAAAGAACUCGUCAAUAUCACACAUGAACUUGAACAGAUGGCUCAUGAAAUUCGUGAAAACGAGAAUAUCGACAAUCUUGUUGGAACAGUAGUCACUGAUUUACAAGAAUUGACACGUCGUGUUCGUCGGGUUUCUCUCUCUCAUUCGCCAUCACAGUCAUCCCAUAGCAGUUCUCCACUGGCCACCCCAACCAAUGGAAGUGGUUCUCCAUCAGUUCCAGCUCCAUUCGACUCUCCAACAAGUCGAUUUAAAAGAGUUUCUCUUGCUUAA